Molecule: messenger RNA, 569 nt
Organism: Lasiosphaeria miniovina
Lineage: Eukaryota; Fungi; Ascomycota; Sordariomycetes; Sordariales; Lasiosphaeriaceae
Exons: 1
Coding region: 163-477 (104 amino acids)
Source: RefSeq, a predicted model, not a curated record
UCUUUAGACUCAAUCGGUCUACAGAAUGGAGGCGGGAAAAUUUUCCAGGAGCAUGCUCUGUAACAGUAUCUCUCCUUACUGCUUGAAUGAUCUUUUUGGGAGGGGAUAACGAGGGGAGGAAGCAUUGGGUUGUAUUGCACCUUGGAUUGGCAAACUUGACGGAUGUACUUGUAUACCUUUUCUUCCUUGUGUUCUUUUUUGACUACCUUUUUUAUCAUCCUGGGCUCCGUGUGGUCUCUGCAUUAUGGGGAAAGCCGAAGAAAGGUUCGGGGUUUGCUAGAAUCAUCAUCAUCGUCGGUUUGUGGAUUGGAUGGAUUCUUUUUUCUUUCUUUUAAUUGGAAAGCUUUCUUCACACAUAAAUAUAAUAUAUACACACUCAUACCGACCCUCGCACGUCUCCUGCAUUGGAUUGAUAGGGGAAGGGGUCUGGUUGGCGCUGAAGCAAAAUACUUACUUUUAUUUUGUUCAAUUGUUUGACUUUUUUGCUGUUCCGCGGCAAAUGCCCGUGUUAACCUUUUAAUGUGUACGCGGUGAUGGAUGGGUAUGAGCUAUUUCAUUUUUGUGAUAAA